Messenger RNA from Aphanomyces invadans, 342 nucleotides. RefSeq lists its product as hypothetical. The record is from RefSeq and is a predicted model, not a curated record. Bases 1 to 342 code for a protein of 113 amino acids. The transcript has 3 exons. NCBI's taxonomy places the organism in Eukaryota, Oomycota, Saprolegniomycetes, Saprolegniales, Verrucalvaceae.
AUGUCCUAUACAUCUUUCUUUCACUGCAUAUACCAAAAGAAUGGUCGAGUGCCACUGGGGAAAGAUUUCCGUCGUUCCUUGUACGGCAUCUCGUUUUGCCUGGAAGUGGUCACUGAGAAACAACUCCGACUGGUCCAAGUCGAAAAGGACAAAGAGAUUCAAGUGCAAAAGGAACUCGGGGUGCAGGUCGACUGCCUCACGCAGCUGCUGCAUCAAGAAAAGCGCAAGCAGGACGAGCAAAAGGCGCAGAACCUGGAGGCGUUGCGACCCAAGUACAUUGCGCCGCGAAAAGAGAGGUUUGUUUUGGACGGCGAUCGAGAAGAACUCAGGGCGAUCAAGUAG